AUGCCAGCGUCAGCCGUCAUUCUAUCGUCCCGAAGGGCAAUUUUGCUGGUCUCAUUAGAUCGCCACGAGAAGUUCCUUCUUGAUUUUCUCCCGGAACGAGACGCUAUCGAGGUCGAAACGCGCAUAACAAAGUUCGACCAGCUGUCCAUUGACUUGGAGAAAAUCCAAGGUCAGCUAGAGGAUUUGGCAAUCACUGAAGAAGAAAUUGCGCACAAUGCCGCUUUACGCGAUGAUUUUGAGCCGCGCUUGAUACGCGCACAUUCCCAGCUAAAGGCUAAAAGGGUGCAUGUUCCUCGAAGCAUUAGUUCCAUACCAAACGCUGGCCCGAGCCCCCUAGUAGGCAUUAAACUUCCCACCAUCGCGCUUCCCGAAUACGAUGGUGAUUACAUGCAGUGGCUAACGUAUAGGGACACUUUUGAGGGCUUAAUACAUGAUAACCACGAGCUACCGCCGAUCCAAAAGUUCCACUAUUUGCGCGCAUCCUUAAAGGGAGAAGCCGCUAAGGUUAUUGAAUCCAUCACCAUCAGUGCCGCAAACUAUGAAAUAGCAUGGAAAAUACUGACGGAGCGUUACUCUAACGAGUACCUGUUAAAAAAGCGUCAUUUGCAAGCCUUAUUCGGAAUGGCCACCAUGAAACGGGAAAGUGCCUCAACCCUUCACCAUCUUGUCGAUGAGUUCGAGCGGCACAAGAAAACGCUAAACCAUUUGGUGCGAGCACUAUUGGAUAGUGCCUCGCAGCCUGAUUUGAUGAGCACCAGGCUUGCUCAGAGGUUAGCGUUGAAACUUGAUACGGUCAACGUAACGCUCAUCGGUGCGGGUCACUCUUCCACCCCGGUGCGGAAAUCGGUGUGUGCGAAGAUUUCCUCUCGAACGGGCCAAUAUCAGCUGAAUGCUGAUUUCUUGAUUGUGGACAAUUUGAUUGGGGAUUUGCCAGCACAUGAUGUGCGCACCGCCGAGUGGCAAAUUCCGCCGAAUUUUAUGCUUGCCGACCCCCAGUUUAAUAAGUCGGCACCGCUCGAUCUUAUCCUCGGUGCCCGGCAUUAUCAUGCAUUUUUCCAGAGCGGGGCGCAAUAUAAAAUUUCGUAUAACCUUCCUGUCCUCAUUGAAAGUGUGUUCGGCUGGAUCGUGACCGGCUCAGCAUCAGCAUGUAAUAACAACACCGAAACUUCCAACGCAUCUUCCGUCGUCUGCAUGAGCACGCUUGAAGAAUCACUCGAGCGAUUCUGGAAAGUGGAAGAAUUACAAAUAAGAGAUGGUUACUCCCCCGAAGAAAGGUAUUGCGAAAAAUUAUACCAAGAUACAACACAACGAGACGAUACUGGUCGUUUUAUUGUUCGUUUACCAAAGCAGCCUGACUUUGAAGAAAAGCUGGGUUUUUCAAAAUCAUCAGCUCUACGACGUUUUACAAUGCUCGAAAGGCGCCUAGAACGCGAUCCUCAUGUUAAAGCGGCAUACCAUGAAUUCAUGCAUGAAUAUUUAGAGCUAGGGCACAUGUCGCUGAUACAAGCUCCAGCUGACGACGAAUCAGCAUAUUAUCUGCCGCACCAUCCCGUAUUCAAGGCUUCGAGCACAACAACAAAAACCAGGGUGGUGUUUGAUGGAUCAGCGAAAACAUCAUCGGGAUACUCGCUCAACGAAGCGCUAUGUGUCGGCCCUGCAGUGCAGGAUGAUUUGUUGGAUAUCAUCCUACGAUUCCGCACGUAUAAGGUGGCGGUUGUUGGAGACAUUGCUAAAAUGUACCGCCAAAUACUACUGCAUCCAGACGAUAGGAAGUAUGCCCGCAUUUGUUUCCGGUUUGAUGCGCGUUCACCGAUCCAGUAUUACGAGCUGAACACCGUAACCUAUGGGUUGUCCCCAUCAUCCUUCCUUGCAACUCGAACCUUGCAGCAGCUUGCAAACGAUGAGGGAACCACAUAUCCUUUUGCCGCAUCCGCUCUGAAGAGCAAUUUCUACGUGGACGACUUCAUAGGCGGUGCGGAUUCGAUCGAAAGCGCUCGGCGUCUACGAGUAGAGUUAGAUGAAUUACUUUCAAGGGGUGGUUUUGAAUUACGGAAGUGGACUUCAAACAGAUUAGAGGUGCUUACCGGUCUAACUGCGGAUCAGAUCGGCACACAGUCAGCGCUACAGUUUAUACCCGACGAAACGGUAAAGACUCUUGGAGUUUCGUGGGAGCCAGAACAUGAUGUUCUAUCAUUCGAGUCCGCAAUCGACACCGACACAGCAAGUCCUACUAAAAGAAGCAUCCUCUCUAACAUAGCCCGCAUGUUCGAUCCGCUUGGCCUGAUUUCUCCCAUAGUCGUACGAGCCAAAAUCUUGAUGCAGGAGUUGUGGUUGCAGAAAGCUGGUUGGGACGAUCUUGUUCCUGAUUCUAUCUGCAAGAAAUGGAAAAAUAUUCAGCAAGAUUGGCCACUCAUAUCCGGUUUUAAGAUCGAUCGCUAUGCGCUGUUACCUGGUAGUAAAUUGCAGUUACACACCUUCUGUGACGCAUCUGAAGCAGCUUACGGGGCCUGCAUUUAUGUUCGUUGCGAAAGUGAGCAAGGGGAAGUUCGCACCACUUUACUUUCAUCCAAGUCGCGAGUGGCACCACUUAAGCGUGUCACACUACCUCGACUGGAACUGUGUGCUGCAGUAUUAGGCGCUCAUCUUUACGAUCGAGUCAAGAAGGCGAUGGGACUACACGCAGCAGAAGUAUUCUUUUGGUCCGAUUCUACCGUCACGUUAAAGUGGAUCAGCGCCUCACCCAACACGUGGGCAACGUUCGUAGGCAACCGAGUAUCGGAGGUGCAGCAUUAUACUCAUCCUCGUCAGUGGAGGCAUGUUCCCGGCUCAACUAACCCUGCCGAUCUCGUCUCGCGCGGCAUGUCAGCAGCAGAUUUCCUGCAGAGCAAGCUGUGGAGUUGCGGUCCGGAAUGGCUAGCACUACCCGCAUCCAACUGGCCCAACUGUAAUCCUGAACCAGCUGAAGAUACGAAUCUCGAAAUUCGUCAGGUGAGUGCUGCCUAUGCAAACACCAUCACUAACCCUUGGUUUACGUUGUGUUCCAGCUACACGCGAUUGUUGCGCAUCGUUGCAUACUGCAUUCGCUUCACACGUAACACUAAGGAGAAGGCACGCACUCAACGAACACCAACACACUUCGCAUCACCUUUAGUCAUCACUCCCGAAAACAUGGAAGCUGCUAAAACUGUGCUAUGUCGUUUAGCACAGCAAGAUGCAUUUUCAGCGGAGCUACGGCAACUGGCAAAAGGUGAAGCAAUAGGAAGACAAUCACCACUACGGCGACUCAACCCAUUCCUCGAUGAGCAAGGAAUAAUACGAGUAGGAGGACGAUUGAAGCUUUCGCAGCUUCCCUACCAAUCCCAGCAUCCCAUAGUACUUCCUAAGAAGCACAAAUUCGCACAUCUAAUUGCAACCUACUAUCACGAGCAACUUAUGCAUGGCGGCGGAAGAUUAUUGCUGUCGCAAAUAAGGGAAGCAUAUUGGCCACUAGACGGAAGGUGCUUGGUGAAAAAAAUCGUGCGAAACUGUUUCCGUUGCAUACGUCACAAUCCUACACUCGAGCAACAACAAAUCGGCCAACUUCCACCACCUCGGGUCAUUCCCAGCCGGCCGUUCUCCGUAACCGGAGUGGAUUACGCUGGCCCAUUCUAUCUGAAACCAGCACAUCGUCGAGCUGCCGCUGUUAAAAGCUACUUGUGCGUAUUUGUAUGCUUCGCAACGAAAGCGGUCCACUUAGAGCUGGUGGGAGACCUCACCACAGCUGGUUUUCUGGCGGCGUUACAUCGAUUUGCAUCCCGGCGCGGUUUACCGGCGCACAUACACUCAGACAACGGAAAGAAUUUCGAAGGCGCUGCGCACGAGCUCAGCGAACUAGUCAACAUGCUGAACGACGAACAGCAGCAGCACAUCAUUGCCACCAAUUGUGCCAACAAAGGUAUCACUUGGCAUUUCACUCCACCCAAAGCUCCACACUUUGGUGGAUUAUGGGAGGCAGCGGUGAAAACAGCCAAACGACACCUCUAUCGUCAUCUAGGCAGCUCGAGGCUGUCAUACGAAGGAUAUUGCACUAUCCUUCAACAAAUCGAAGCGGCAAUGAACUCCCGACCCUUGCUACCUAUGUCCGACGACCCGAAUGAUCUGGCAGCACUUACCCCAGCGCAUUUCCUCAUCGGUACGUCCAUGCACGCAGUUCCUGUUCCUGACUAUACCAAAUUGAAGGCGUACACUCUCGAUGAACUGCAAAGGUGGCAGCUAAUCGUUCAGCGAUUCUGGAAGCAUUGGGCUACGGAGUAUCUGCAGGAAAUGCAGAAAGACAACAUGAGACAUCACCGAACCAACGAUAUACUCCCCGGCCGAUUGGUUAUACUACUGGAUGAAUCCUUACCAACAACCCGAUGGCCCCUAGCACGCAUCGUUGCAAUUCAUCCUGGAGAGGACCAGCUCACACGUGUGGUAAAACUACAAACGGUAAAAGGGAUCAUCACUCGUCCGAUCAACAAAAUCUGUUUACUGCCGUUAGCGGACGGUGAAACCACAUGCUAG
This is a messenger RNA of Anopheles funestus (African malaria mosquito), 4542 nucleotides long. RefSeq lists its product as uncharacterized. Bases 1 to 4542 code for a protein of 1513 amino acids. Gene Ontology annotation, molecular function: nucleic acid binding. Gene Ontology annotation, biological process: DNA integration. Lineage: Eukaryota; Metazoa; Arthropoda; Insecta; Diptera; Culicidae. The record is from RefSeq and is a predicted model, not a curated record. The transcript has 2 exons.